AUGCAGCCAGGCAUGCAGCAGCUGCAGCAGGAGCAGCUGCAACAACAGCAGCUGCAGCAGCAGCAGAUGCAGCAGGAGCAGCUACAGCAACAGCAGCUGCAGCAGCAGCUGCUGCAGCAGCAGCAGCUGCAACACAUGCAGCAGCAGCAGCUGCAUCCACAGGACCUGCAGCAGCAGCAGCUUCAUAUGCUGCCCCUCAACCCCGAUGCUGCUCAGUCUGCUGCGAUGACUCAGCUGCAGCGCAUGCAGACGCCUCACCAGCAGCAGCUGCAGCAGCAGCAGCUGCAGCAGCAGCAACUGCAGCAGCAGCAGCAGCGGCAGCAGCACCUGCAGCAACAGCCUCAACUCCAGCAUCUGCAGCAGCAGGCUUUACAUCCGCAGCAGCUGCAACCGCAGUCGCUGCAGCAGCAGCAGCUGCAACAGGCGCACAUGCAGCAGCAGCACUUGCAGCAGCAGCAGCUGCAGCAGCAUCUACAGCAGCAGCAUCUGCAGCAGCAUCUGCAGCAGCAGCAGCAAGUUCGAAGCAUUCAAAGGAAUGUAGAGCCCAAGCAUGUGCUGCUGCUGCUGCAGCGGAUGGCUGAGGCGGACCCGGUCCGCUUUAGGGAUGUGUAUCUGCCCGCUCUCUCGCUGCAGUGUUUCAGGGGUGUGGAGCUGCCGCCAGCAGGGGGCCGCUCGCUUGCUGCGCUGCUGCAGCAGCUAGAAGAGAGGGGGGUGAUUAGGGUGCAGGACCUGCUGAAGAACGCGUACGAGCUAGCCAAGCAGCAGCAGCAGCAGCAGCAGCAGCAGCAGCAGCAGCAGCAGCAGCAGCAACAGCAGCAGCAGCAGCCAGCAGCAGCAGCAGCAGCAGCAGCAGCAGCAGCAGCAGCAACAGCAGCAGCAGCAGCAGCAACAGCAAAACGUAAAAACGCAACAGCAACAACAUAG
This is a messenger RNA of Eimeria mitis, 924 nucleotides long. RefSeq lists its product as uncharacterized. NCBI's taxonomy places the organism in Eukaryota, Apicomplexa, Conoidasida, Eucoccidiorida, Eimeriidae. The record is from RefSeq and is a predicted model, not a curated record.